AAGUGAAUCCAAGGAAUGGAGUGGGCUAUAAGCAAUAGCGGUGGGGAGGACCAAGAGGAACAGAGGAGGCGCCGGCGGCCGGCGGUCGCUGAGCAGCCCCCAGACCCUCGAGCAAACCGCCUCUCCACCGCCGGAGAAGCCCGCGGACCCACCCACUGGGGCGGCCAGAGGGCCUGAACGCCCGAGCCCGGGGACCCGGCGGCCGGGGGCGCCAGCCCCUCAUGUUCCGCAGAAGGCGCAAAUGUGAUGUCAUGCCCAUUGUUUUGGUGCGCCCAACCAAUCGGACUCGCCGCCUGGAUUCUACCGGAGCCGGCAUGGGCCCUUCCUCGCACCAGCAGCAGGAGUCCCCGCUCCCGACCAUAACGCAUUGCGCAGGGUGCACCACCGCCUGGUCUCCCUGCAGCUUUAACAGCCCUGACAUGGAAACCCCAUUGCAGUUCCAGCGCGGCUUCUUCUCAGAGCAGCCGCCGCCGCGCUCCUCACACCUGCAUUGCCAGCAGCAGCAACAGAGCCAGGACAAGCCGUGCCCGCCCUUCGCGUCCCUCCCGCACCCACAGCACCACCCGCACCUCGCGCACCAGCAGCAGGGCAGCGGCGGCAGCAGCCCAUGCCUCCGGUGCAACAGCUGCGCCUCCUCCGGUGCCCCGGCGGCGGGGGCGGGGGCGGGGGAUAACCUGUCCCUGCUGCUCCGCACCUCCUCGCCCGGCGGCGCCUUCCGGACCCGCACCUCCUCGCCGCUGUCGGGCUCGUCGUGCUGCUGCUGCUGCUCGUCGCGCCGGGGCAGCCAGCUCAAUGUGAGCGAGCUGACGCCGUCCAGCCAUGCCAGUGCGCUCCGGCAGCAGUACACGCAGCAGCCGGCGUCCGCCUCCCAGUACCACCAGUGCCACAGCCUGCAGCCCGCCGCCAGCCCCACGGGCAGCCUCGGCAGCCUGGGCUCCGGGCCCCCGCUCUCGCACCACCACCACCACCCGCACCCGGCGCACCACCAGCACCACCAGCCCCAGGCGCGCCGCGAGAGCAACCCCUUCACCGAAAUAGCCAUGAGCAGCUGCAGGUACAACGGGGGCGUCAUGCGGCCGCUCAGCAACUUGAGCGCGUCCCGCCGGAACCUGCACGAGAUGGACUCGGAGGCGCAGCCCUUACAGCCCCCCGCGUCCGUCGGAGGAGGUGGCGGCGCGUCCUCCCCGUCUGCAGCCGCCGCCGCCGCCGCCGCUUCGUCCUCAGCCCCGGAGAUCGUGGUGUCUAAGCCGGAGCACAACAACUCCAAUAACCUGGCGCUCUACGGAGCCGGCGGCAGCGCUGGAGGCGGCGGUGGCGGCGGCGGCAGCGGGCAUGGCAGCAGCAGUGGCACCAAGUCCAGCAAAAAGAAGAACCAGAACAUCGGCUACAAGCUGGGCCACCGGCGCGCCCUUUUCGAGAAGCGCAAGCGGCUCAGCGACUACGCGCUCAUCUUCGGCAUGUUCGGCAUCGUCGUCAUGGUCAUUGAGACCGAGCUGUCGUGGGGCGCCUACGACAAGGCGUCACUGUAUUCCUUAGCUCUGAAAUGCCUUAUCAGUCUCUCCACAAUCAUCCUGCUCGGGCUGAUCAUCGUGUACCACGCCAGGGAAAUACAGUUGUUCAUGGUGGACAACGGAGCAGAUGACUGGAGAAUAGCCAUGACUUAUGAGCGUAUUUUCUUCAUCUGCUUGGAAAUACUGGUGUGUGCUAUCCAUCCCAUACCUGGGAAUUACACGUUCACAUGGACGGCCCGGCUUGCCUUCUCCUAUGCCCCAUCCACAACCACCGCCGAUGUGGACAUUAUUUUAUCUAUACCGAUGUUCUUAAGACUCUAUCUGAUCGCCAGAGUCAUGCUCUUACAUAGCAAACUUUUCACCGAUGCCUCGUCUCGAAGCAUCGGAGCACUGAAUAAGAUAAACUUCAAUACCCGUUUUGUUAUGAAGACUCUGAUGACAAUCUGUCCAGGAACUGUGCUUUUGGUGUUUAGUAUCUCGUUAUGGAUAAUUGCCGCAUGGACUGUCCGAGCUUGUGAAAGGUACCAUGAUCAACAGGAUGUUACUAGCAACUUCCUCGGAGCGAUGUGGUUGAUAUCCAUAACUUUUCUCUCCAUUGGUUAUGGUGACAUGGUACCAAACACUUACUGUGGGAAAGGAGUCUGUUUGCUUACUGGAAUUAUGGGUGCUGGUUGCACAGCCCUGGUGGUCGCUGUCGUGGCAAGAAAGCUAGAACUCACCAAAGCAGAAAAGCACGUGCACAACUUCAUGAUGGAUACUCAGCUGACCAAAAGAGUGAAAAACGCAGCUGCCAAUGUACUCAGGGAAACAUGGCUAAUUUACAAAAAUACAAAGCUAGUAAAAAAGAUAGAUCAUGCAAAAGUAAGAAAACAUCAACGAAAAUUCUUGCAAGCUAUUCACCAAUUAAGAAGUGUAAAAAUGGAGCAGAGGAAACUGAAUGACCAAGCCAAUACCUUGGUGGACCUGGCAAAGACCCAGAACAUCAUGUAUGACAUGAUUUCCGACCUAAACGAGCGGAGCGAAGACUUUGAGAAGAGGAUCGUUACCGUGGAGACAAAACUGGAGACUCUGAUUGGCAGCAUCCACGCCCUCCCUGGGCUCAUCAGCCAGACCAUCAGGCAACAGCAGCGAGAUUUCAUUGAGGCUCAGAUGGAGAACUACGACAAGCACGUCACCUACAACGCCGAGCGGUCCCGGUCCUCGUCCAGGAGACGGCGGUCCUCCUCCACAGCGCCACCAACUUCAUCAGAGAGUAGCUAGAAGAGAAUCAGUUAACCACAAAAUAAGACUUUUUGCCAUCAUAUGGUCAAUAUUUUAGCUUUUAUUGUAAAGCCCCUAUGGUUCUAAUCAGUGUUAUCCGGGUUCUGAUGUCAGAAUCCUGGGAACCUGACACUAAGUUUUAGGCCAAAAUGAGUGAAAACUCUUUUUCUUUUCCUUUCAGAUGCACAAGGAAUGCACCUAUUAUUGCUAUAUAGAUUGUUCCUCCUGUAAUUUCACUAACUUUUUAUUCAUGCACUUCAAACAAACUUUACUACUACAUUAUAUGAUAUAUAAUUAAAAAAAAGUUAAUUUCUGCACAUACUUGUUUGGUCAC
Ailuropoda melanoleuca (giant panda) is the source of this 3105-nucleotide messenger RNA. RefSeq names its product potassium calcium-activated channel subfamily N member 2 (gene KCNN2). NCBI's taxonomy places the organism in Eukaryota, Metazoa, Chordata, Mammalia, Carnivora, Ursidae. Gene Ontology annotation, biological process: potassium ion transport. Bases 222 to 2771 code for a protein of 849 amino acids. Gene Ontology annotation, molecular function: calmodulin binding; small conductance calcium-activated potassium channel activity. The transcript has 10 exons. The record is from RefSeq and is a predicted model, not a curated record. Gene Ontology annotation, cellular component: membrane.